Messenger RNA from Vitis vinifera (wine grape), 678 nucleotides. Its product is annotated as auxin-responsive protein SAUR67. Lineage: Eukaryota; Viridiplantae; Streptophyta; Magnoliopsida; Vitales; Vitaceae. The coding region runs from base 84 to 530 and encodes 148 amino acids. The record is from RefSeq and is a predicted model, not a curated record. The transcript has a single exon. Gene Ontology annotation, biological process: response to auxin.
UCUAGUGUUCUAACUGCAAAUCUCAUUUCUUCCUCAUCAUUCUUUCUUGAAUUUUUCUCCCUCAAACUUGAGAUUCAGAUAGCAUGAUCAGUCCCAAGAAGCUCAUCAGAAUGGCCAGGAAGUGGCAGAAGAUGGCUGCCCUUGGAAGGAAAAGGAUCUCAUUACAAAGAAUCAACAAGGGUGUGAAUGAAGAUUGCUGCAGCACAUCAUCAGUGGCUGAUAAAGGCCAUUUUGUUGUUUACAGCUCUGAUAGAAGACGCUUUGUGAUUCCCUUGGCGUAUCUUAACAGUGAAAUCUUCAGAGAGCUUUUCCAAAUGUCUGAAGAGGAGUUUGGGAUACAAAGUGCAGGCCCCAUCAUACUGCCGUGUGAUUCAGUUUUUUUGGACUACGUGAUCUCAUUCAUCCAACGCGGUGUUGCUAAAGAGUUGGAGAGGGCUUUGAUCAUGUCCAUAGCUCCCAGUAACUGCUCAUCUUCUUCAUACUUUCACCAAGAACAGACCAAUGAGCAAUUACUAUUAUGUGCUUACUGAAGAAAUCAUUCUCAAAUUUUGUAAAUGAUCCACAAAAUUUUAGUUUGAUAAUAUGUAUAAUGAGAAUUCUAAAAGAUUUUCUUCAUGCCUUCAUCAUAAUUAUUGCUUAUUGCCAUCAAAUGGUAAGCAUUGUUGCUGCAGCUAUCUG